Messenger RNA from Chaetomium globosum CBS 148.51, 1089 nucleotides. RefSeq lists its product as uncharacterized. The transcript has 2 exons. Bases 1 to 1089 code for a protein of 362 amino acids. Lineage: Eukaryota; Fungi; Ascomycota; Sordariomycetes; Sordariales; Chaetomiaceae. The record is from RefSeq and is a predicted model, not a curated record.
AUGGCAGCCCCAGAUUUAAUCGACAGUCUACAGGCCCUGAGUCUGGAUCCCAGUCCUGAUACCGACCCCGAGUGUCUUCCUUUUUGUCCGACGGGGACUCAGGCGCGGCUUCAGCAAAGGUUCGAGGUUCCCCGUUACCUGUUUCGCGUAUACACCCCACGUUCCGCCGGUGUUACCGACAAGCUCUGGACAAAGUCCAUGGACGCCCGGCACGACCAUGCAGACUGCAAGGUGGAUAUCCUUGCGAGGCGCGAUGACUCGCGAGUGGCAGACAUGCUUAAUAGGCAUCUCAGGUGGUGGAAAGGCCCUAGCGAUAACCUAGUGUCUUGGACGAGCUCGAUAUUGUUCGCCCUCGUCUACAUCUUCCAUCUACACGCCAACACGACAGACGGAUCAGACUUCGACGAUGUUUGUCUUUGUAUAGUCGACACCACUUGCUUUCCCAAGGGAGUUUUUCUUCGAGAUAUGGAUCUCAUGGCUGCCUAUCGCCAUCUUAACGUAAGUCUGGCGAAGCUUGCAACCCUUCGGUCCAAGGAGCACAGGGGAUCCUACUAUUUUGGAGAGUACCUGUCGCAAGGUGCUCUAAAGAUUGCCGACAAGUGCGAGAUAGUCUCAGCCCAGAAAAUGAUUGACACAGGUUUAUAUGAUUUGCAACCUGAAUUCCAGAAGUUUGCACGGUGGACUCCGGAACCCCAGCCGCCGUGGGCUAAUCCCGUGAUCGAACUCCGAGAGGGUUUUUACCAGAAGAAGACAGCAGGGUUGGGAAGAAAUAAGGAAGAACUAGAGGCGGCGGUGGCGAUCGCGAAACUCUUUGGACCCCGCUGGAGCCUGCCUGUGGCAGGUAACCUCAUUGCAAUGCUGCCUCACCAGGUUGAGGAAUGCGGCAUUCUCGAGGCGCUCAAACUACUUCCCUCAACAGAGGUCAAGCGAUUCGGCGACAUUAUGCGGAGUGUUUACCUCAAGGCGGUUGAAAGUAUGUCGAAUAGCGAGAAAGCUCGUUCCUCGCAUAGGAGCACUAAUAGCGUCCAGAAUGCACAGCAGAAGCUGAGAGCCAGUUACGCCAUGCAAUACACUAUUAUGAGGGCGUGA